Molecule: messenger RNA, 1173 nt
Organism: Stegodyphus dumicola
Lineage: Eukaryota; Metazoa; Arthropoda; Arachnida; Araneae; Eresidae
Product: piggyBac transposable element-derived protein 4-like
Source: RefSeq, a predicted model, not a curated record
AUGUCUAAUCGUCGAUUCUGUUUUUUGCAACGUUACUUGCAUUUUUCUGAUAAUGCAGCAUUUGACAAAGAAAAUCAUGAAUGCCCAAAAUUAGUUAAAGUUUGGCCAGUUGUAAAACAUCUCAAUAAGAAAUUUAGUGAAACGGUGACACCAGAGCGAGAUAUAACAAUAGAUGAGAGCCUUAUGCUAUUCAAAGGACGACUAGGAUGGAAACAAUUUAUUCCACUCAAAAGAGCUAGAUUUGGAGUAAAAUGUUUUAUGUUGUGCAAAUCCAAUUCUGGUUAUGUCUGGUCAAUAAUAAUAUAUACAGGUAAAGACACAAUUCUGAAACCUGAAUAUUCUAAACUUUGCUUUUCAUCACAAAUUGUCCUGACAAUGAUGGAGCCUUUGCUUCAUAAAGGAUACUAUCUUACAAUAGACAAUUAUUAUUCUUCGCCAGAAUUAGCAGACAAACUAGUUUCAUGUCGAAUGGACACAUACGGCACACUAAACCUCAAGAGAAAAGAAGUCCCAAAAGAAAUGCAGAAAAGAAAAUUGAAAAAAGGAGAGAUUAUAGGUUUUCAGAGAGGAAAAGUUACUGUGAUGAAGUGGAUGGAUAAAAAAAAAGUUUCAUUACUUUCCACAAUUCACAAUACUGAAAUGGAACAAAUUCAAGUCCGCUCUGAUAUGAAAGAAAAACCGAAAAUUGUUAUGGACUAUAAUAAUACUAUGGGAGGAGUAGACCGCAUGGACCAAAAUUUGAAGAGUUUUGAAAUUAUCAAGAAAAGGGGUAAAAAAUGUUACAGAAAGAUUUUUUUCCACAUUUUUGAUAUUGCUAUAUGGAACUCAUAUGUUGUCUACCGUAAAAACGGAGGAAAACGUACGCAACUGGAAUUUAGACUUGAUCUCGUUGACCGUAUAAUUGAAACAUAUCAUUUGGGACAAAAUUUCCGACGUGGACGACCAGGUUCGGAGCCUAAUCCUCUGAGAUUGACAGAGAGACAUUUUUUGGAAAUAAUUGCUCCCACAGAUAAGAAAAUGAGACCUGCAAGACAAUGCGCAGUGUGCUGUUCUAAAAGAAAUGAGAAUGGAAAAAGAAUACGAAAAGAAACAAGGUAUUUCUGCCCUGAUUGCGAUGUAGGACUCUGCAUUACACCAUGCUUCAAAUUAUACCAUACACAAAAAGACUUCUGA